Scylla paramamosain (green mud crab) is the source of this 3372-nucleotide messenger RNA. Its product is annotated as putative neural-cadherin 2. Gene Ontology annotation, cellular component: plasma membrane; catenin complex. Gene Ontology annotation, molecular function: calcium ion binding; cadherin binding. The record is from RefSeq and is a predicted model, not a curated record. Gene Ontology annotation, biological process: homophilic cell-cell adhesion. The transcript has 16 exons. The coding region runs from base 970 to 3261 and encodes 763 amino acids. NCBI's taxonomy places the organism in Eukaryota, Metazoa, Arthropoda, Malacostraca, Decapoda, Portunidae.
CAGCCAGUCAGUGUGUGUUCAGACGUCGUAGAGUGAGGACUGUGUAGCUUCUCCUCCCUUGCUCCCGAUACAGGGGGAAGAAUUAACCUGAGAUCGCACCCGUUUAAAAAAAGUGGAAAAAAUUAGUUUGAAAUUCAGGAUCGAUAUAUCUUGCUGUUUUUUCUUCUGACAUUUCUUUUUUUAACUUUAUUUUUCGCUCUCCUUUCCCUAAAAUUUUGUUAAGAAUGGUUUUGUUAAGUUGGUAAAAGUGUGUUAGAGGAACGUAACUGUGGAAGAAAAAUAUUGGUAAUAAUAAAAGUAAAAAUAAGAAUAAGAAGAGACGAUAAAACAGCAAAUAAAAGUAAAAAAAAAAUAACAAAUAGAAAGAAAAGACAUAGUAAACUUAGAUAAAGCAACAAGAACAGAAUAAGAGGGAGUAAGAGGAAAAGAGAGGAAAUAAAAAAGAUAGAAAGAGAGAUUAGAGAGAGAAAAAAAAAGUGGCAUUUUACGAGAACAUAAAAAAGUUACGAAGAAGCAAAUAAAAGAAGUAAUAGCAACAAUACCAAUAAUAUAAAGAAAGUUACUUGGGAAAACUAACUUAUUUUAUUAUCUUCUCAAGAAAGAAAGAAAAGAAAAGAAAACAAGUAUCCACAAUAAAAAAAAAAAAACACUAGAAAAAAAAAUUACCCCUGCUUGAAGAACAACUCUGAGAACACGCAAGGGGGAGAAAAAAAAAAAAAAAAAAGAAAGAAAGAAACUUACUCUUGCAUAAACACUGGAAUAAUAAGCAAAAUAUUCACAUUGAAAAUAUCGACAAGAAAAGAGAAGAAAAUACUCCUUUGCAAUCUGGGAAACUUUCAUGUGUUGACGUCGUGAGGGGAUCCGCGGCCUGAGAGAGAGAGAGAGAGAGAGAGAGAGAGAGAGAGAGAGAGAGAGAGAGAGAGAGAGAGAGAGAGAGAGAGAGAGAGAGAGAGAGAGAGAGAGAGAGAGAUGGAUCCAGCCAAGAUUCUUCAGAUUAUCACCAACAGCACAUGGAUGGUGACGAAGCUGGUGGGUGAGGGGCCUGUUGAAUUCACACACAGUCAGUACGUCAUCCACCUCCCGGAGAACACCCGCAUCCCGCCCUCCAGGCCCCUACUACAACUCUCCGUCAGGCUGCACGCGCCAGGUGAGAAGGUCAGCUUUCGAAUCAAGGAGGGAAACGAGGAGGGAAGAUUUUUCCUCCAUCCCUCCACAGGUGUACUUUCCCUCCAGCGACCCUUGGAUUAUGAAGAAACACAGCAGUGCGAGUUGGUGGUGGAGGUCCGAGGCAGCAGCGGCGAGGGAAGCCAAGCGCGCGUCCUGGUGCAAGUCGGUGAUAGAAAUGAACACGCGCCGUACUUCCCAAGGGCAUUGCAUGAGACUCAGAUCACGGAGGAGGACGACCGCCACCUCCCCAAGACGGUGCUCACGGUGUCAGCCGUGGACGGGGACGCAGGGGGCCACGGCAGGCUGGUGUACUCCCUCUCAGGUGACGGCGUGCACUCCAACUCCUCCCUCUCCUACUUCUCCGUCGACCCCGCCACAGGUGCCCUCAGUCUGCUGAAGCCGUUGGACCGUGAUCCCCCCACGGGCAGGUCCCAGUGGCGGCUGCAGGUCGGGGUAAGUGACGGACACAGCCAGGCCGUCACGGUGGUGCUGGUCAACGUGAAGGACAUCAAUGACAACGCACCUUUCUUCCCAGAGGAGACGCUACACGCAUCUGUCCCUGAGAAUUCGCCUAAAGGUACCAAGGUGACGCAGGUGCAGGCAACAGACCACGAUGACCCCAAUGAAGGCACCAACGCGCGGCUGAUCUACUCGCUGGAGAAAAACGUAAUAGACGAAGCCACGGGCCGCCCUAUCUUCACGGUGGACGGGAAGGAGGGCGUCAUCAGCACCUCCAUCUGCUGCCUGGAUCGAGAGAAGGCCCAGCGGUACACCAUCCAGGUGGUGGCGACGGAUGGCGGGGGGCUCAAAGGUACAGGCACGGUGUUGGUGGAGGUGGAGGACGUCAACGACACGCCCCCCAGGUUCCCCCAGCAGGAGUGGGUGCUGGCGGCGGGGGAGCACCUCACGCCGGACCAUCCACUAGGGGAGCUCGGCGUGGUGGACCAGGACCUUAAUAACCAGUUCUCCUUUAGGGUGGUUCCGGAGAGUGGGCGUGGGUGGCAGCUGUUCAGGGUGGGCGCAGGCGGUGUGGGCGGCCUGCUGUGGGCGCGGCAACCCCUUGACUACGAGAAUCCCGCCCAUCGUGUUGGUUUCCGGUUCAGAGUGGAAGUGACGGACCGGGGUGAGGACGGCUGGCACUUCCCUCACAACACAGACAGUACCUGGGUGUCACUUCACCUGCAGGACGCUAACGAUAACCCGCCCACCUUCACUUCCGCCCAUGCUCACCUGUCGCUACCUGAAGACACCCCGCCCGGCUCCUAUUUGGCCUCCUUUCCCGCCCACGACGAUGAUGGGGGAGGAGAUGGGAAGGUGGACUAUUCUGUAGCACCGGACACAGACCCCGGGGGCUUGUUCAGCGUGAGCGAGGCGGGCGUGGUGCAACUGGCGAGGGAGCUGGACAGGGAGGCGGCCGAGGUGCAUAGGGUGCUAGUGGAGGCUGUGGACAGGGGGACGCCGCCCAGGACUGCCACUGCGACUCUGCUGGUAAACGUGACGGAUGUAAACGAUAAUCCACCUUACCUGUCGGAGCCACGUCAGGUGAGGGUGCCAGAAAACGUAGGGCCGAGGGAGGUCGCGCGUGUCCACCUGAGUGACUUGGACGUAUGGGGGCAGGGUCACGGGCCGCCCUUCAGCCUGCACCUUGACCCCAGAGCCCCUAGUGAUGUGAAGGAAGCUGUGGUGGUGUCCUUCAAUAGAGAAGGUGACUCAGGGCGUGGAGAGGGCGUCGUCAGCACAAGCAGGCCCCUGGACCGAGAGGUGACGCCCGUCCUGUUGGUGCCCCUAGUGGUGGGGGACGCCGGCUCUCUCUCCGCCACCGUCACCCUCACAGUUCACGUCACCGACAUGAACGACAACCCCAUGGCGCCUGCCUCCCGCCACGUCACCGUCUGGGUCCUGCAGCCCCAGAGCGAGGUCGUGCCGCUGGGUCGUGUCUUCGUGCAGGACCCUGACGAAGGAGACCAGUCAUCCAAGACCUACAGGUGGAGGGGAGCCGCACCCCCUGGUAGCUCUCAGUCAGGCCACGGGAAACCUCGCUCUCCACCCCGGCGCCGCCAGGGACAGCUUGGACCUGACCUUCUCUGUGAGUGACCCGAGCCAGGGGCAGGUAGGGGUCAGGGCCAACGUGACGGUGCAGAUCAGGUCCCUAGGGCGGCAACAGGUCAGCCGUGCCAUCCCACUCACCCUGGCGGCGGCCCCUGG